UGAACCCUGCAACAACCGCAACAGCGAAUGCACAAGAAACAGUUUAUAAAUCAGCACAUCAAUCAUCGCCUGCGUACCCGAAUGCGAUCGGAGUCGGAGUAGGUGCAGCAGAGCAGACGCAGAGCGGCACAGCAAUGGCGGAGGCUCGUAACUACGACAGUAUUGUCAACAGGAAUGAGAUCACGGACGCUGCGGCUUCGGCGUUCGCCAACCCCGAGCAGAUCCCGGAGAAGUACGUCCGAACCGAGGAGGUCCUCGACGGCGUCGUCGUCGGUGAGGACGAGCGCUACGAGCUGCCGGUCGUCGACAUGGCCAGGCUCCUCGACCCGGAGCUGUCGGCGUCGGAGAUCGCCAAGCUUGGCGAUGCCUGCAGAAACUGGGGUUUCUUUCAGCUGACAAACCAUGGAGUUGACGAAGAAGUGGUACAGCGAAUGAAAGACAGUACCGUGCAGUUCUUCAGCUUGCCGCUGGAAAGCAAGGCCAAAGUGGCCGUCCGAGGAAACGGCUUCGAAGGAUUCGGGCACCACUACAGCAGAGCGUCCAGUGGUAAGCUGGACUGGGCGGAGAGCAUGAUCCUCGUCACGCAGCCAGUCCACGACAGGAACAUGGAAAUGUGGCCUACAAAUCCACCCACGUUCAGGGACGCGCUUGAGGUUUACUCUGUGGAGAUGAUCGACCUGGCAAUGAAGCUCCUGGGUUUCAUGGCGGCCGACCUCGGGGUGGAGCAGGAGGCGCUCCUGGACGCCUUCACGGGGAAGCGGCAGAGCAUGGCGAUCCACUCCUACCCGCCGUGCCGCCACCGGGAGAAGGUGAUGGGCAUCACGCCGCACACGGACGGGCUGGGACUGACGCUGCUGCUGCACGUCGACGACACGCCGGGCCUGCAGAUCCGCAAGGACGGCAGGUGGUUCCCCGUGCGCCCGCUGCCGGGCGCCUUCGUCGUCAACGUCGCCGACAUCCUGGACGUGCUCACCAACGGCGCCUACGCCAGCGUCGAGCACAGGGUGCUCCCGGACGCCGAGAGGGGCCGGACCACCGUCGUGAUAUUCCAGGAGGCGUCCGUCGGCGGCCUGGUGGCGCCGCUGCCGGGGCUCCUCCUCGAGGAGGGCGGCGCCCACGCGCGGUACAGAUCCAUCGAGAUUGAGGAGUACAUCAAGGGAAACUUCAACGCGCUGGAGCACGGGACACGGUUCAUCGAGAGCCUCAGGAUAUAGUAGAGUCGUCAUCGUCUGUGGAUUCUCGCACGCGUCAAAACAGAUGUACUAGUUGCUCCUUCAGUUCGAAAAUAAUUGCUCAACUCAUAUUUCAACGAGCCAACCAAUCUUAAAACAUAUCUGUAUCUUCUAUAUCUAUCUCUAAUAUUAUUUUUUCUUAAUACUAAAGAGGUAAAAUUUCAGCCUAA
Molecule: messenger RNA, 1402 nt
Organism: Sorghum bicolor (sorghum)
Lineage: Eukaryota; Viridiplantae; Streptophyta; Magnoliopsida; Poales; Poaceae
Product: S-norcoclaurine synthase 1
Exons: 3
Coding region: 135-1214 (359 amino acids)
Source: RefSeq, a predicted model, not a curated record